This is a messenger RNA of Drosophila suzukii, 2034 nucleotides long. RefSeq names its product acetylcholinesterase. Lineage: Eukaryota; Metazoa; Arthropoda; Insecta; Diptera; Drosophilidae. Gene Ontology annotation, biological process: neuron cell-cell adhesion; chemical synaptic transmission; presynaptic membrane assembly. Gene Ontology annotation, molecular function: signaling receptor activity; neurexin family protein binding. Gene Ontology annotation, cellular component: postsynaptic membrane; plasma membrane; synapse. The record is from RefSeq and is a predicted model, not a curated record.
CAGCAUUCCGAUGGUGACGUAGGCUAAAUAAAUAAAAACAACCUCAGCGAAAGGAGAUGGAUGACUGCCAUAGUUACAAAAUCCUAGGCAACAAUAUUUUUGUGUAUUUUCGCCAUGGCAACGGAAGCCUCGCGUGCCUUGUAAGAUUGCGAACAGUGUCGCCUAAGUUCAAAACAGAGAAAGAUGUGAAGGAAUCGGACGAAUCAUGGAUUGCAAAAGGAACUUCCUGGCCUAUUUGGCAUUGUUUUUACACGUAGUCAGUAAUUAUUGUUUAAUACCUGUGCAAUGUGUGGACGCCCCGUUUAUACAUAUUCCGGGCAACGGAGUUAUAUCCGGAACAUAUCUUAAAAUGUUCCGUACCCAAAAUAUUAAGGCCUAUCUUGGCAUUCGCUACGCGCACGCCAGGAGAUUUCAACCGCCGGAUAUCGAACUAACACCGUGGAAGGGGAUUUUCAACGCAACGGUAUUCCAACCGGACUGCUGGCAGAAUGCCAUGCCUUCGAUGAGCAAGGAAACCGAACAGAUCCUACAAAUCAUAGCCUCUGGUUCGAAUUCCGAGGACGGUGGCAGAAAGUUUGAGGAAAACUGCUUGUAUCUUAACGUUUUUGUACCUGAUGGAUUGCCCGAAAUCAAUGGAUAUGCAGUUGUUGUGUGGAUCCAUUCCGGCGAUUUUUCCACUGGAAGUCCGGCGGACGUAGAGCCAUUUCAAUUGGUGUUUAAGCAGAAAGUGAUCGUGGUGACCUUUUCUUAUCGGCUGAACAUCUUUGGAUUUUUCACAACCGACGACGGCGAGGCCCAGGGGAAUUAUGGACUGAUGGAUCAGUCGGCAGCACUUUAUUGGGUCAAGAAGAACAUAAACUUUUUUGGAGGGGACUCCAAUCGAAUUACCCUGAUGGGACAUGAUGCGGGAGCAGUAAGUGUUGCCCUUCACAUGACCUCGGGUGAAUGGUCGAAGGGUGGUUUUCACAAGGCCAUCAUAAUGUCGGGGAACCCCCUGAGUCCGGUAAAAAUGCCCUACGAAUAUGAGGGAUCUCUGGACCAAGUUUCAAGCACUUUCGGUUGCCCGAGAAAGCCAACUUCGAUGUUUAUUCAGUGCCUGAAAAGAAUCGACGCCAAGAGGCUGUCGGAGAACUUGCCCUCGGUGAGUUGGGGUCCUGUUGUGGACUUUGGAUUGAGUAACACGUCGUAUCCGUUUAUCGAGAAUCAACCAGAGAUCCUGUUCAAGAAAGGAAGCUAUCACAAGGUGCCCGUCAUCAUCGGAGUGACCGAUAUGGAGGAGGUGCUGACUUUGUUCAAGGACAACCUCGAUACGGAAAUAAGUGCUACGGAUCUAGAGGGAUUUUUCACCGACAUCGCUGUAAACGACAUGCACAAACUUGUUCGAAACUACGAGUGGUGCUCGAAUUACGAGUUGAUAUCCGAUGCCAUUAACUUUAUGUACGCAAAUGAAUCAGAUACGGAUGCGAGAAAAGCCAACAAACACAUUAUAAGUGCCCACACCGAAAAGUUCUAUAUCACGCCCAUGCAAACGUUUGCCGAUCUGAUAAGUAAUGACAGCGAAGUCUAUAGUUACCUGUUCAAGAUGCGACCGAGGUCGCUCCCAGAUCUUCCCAGUUGGAUAAGUGUGCCGAAGUAUUUCGAUCAGGUUUUCGUGUGGGGCAAUCCCUAUAUGACCAACUCUGUCGAGUGGAAGUCAACCGACAAAAAAAUUGCCGACAUAAUCAUGACCUUGUGGGCGAACUUUGCCAAGACCUCGAAUCCCACAAAGUCUAAUGUUUAUGUGAAGUGGAACGCGAUGACCCCCAACAAUGACUCAGUGCUUCUUAUCGAUGAGAGCUUCAACACGGACAAUUUACUAAACAAUCAGCGGAUCAACUUUUGGAAAGUGUUAUAUCCCAAGAUUCUCGUCUUCUCCGCCGAUUGUUGCAAUUCCACAUUCUCGGGUAGUGCCUUAGUGAUCGCCGCUUCCGUUCCAAUAUUAUGUACCCUUAGCAUUGUCGUUAAUAUAUUUUGAAUAAAGAGAUCCUGCAAAUA